Messenger RNA from Penicillium longicatenatum, 1068 nucleotides. RefSeq names its product nitronate monooxygenase. The record is from RefSeq and is a predicted model, not a curated record. The transcript has 5 exons. Lineage: Eukaryota; Fungi; Ascomycota; Eurotiomycetes; Eurotiales; Aspergillaceae. Bases 1 to 1068 code for a protein of 355 amino acids. Gene Ontology annotation, molecular function: nitronate monooxygenase activity.
AUGGCCCAGUCAAAGCACCUCCUCCAAAAGUGGUUCUCCCAUACGACCACUCCAUUUAUCGCCAAUGCACCUAUGUUCGGGUUUGCGGACUAUAAAAUGGCAGCUACAGUGACCAAAGCCGGCGGUUUUGGAUUCAUUGGCGGAGGUUUCGACUUUACUACAGAUUCAAGCCAACUCACGAAGCUCAAUGAUCAGUUGGAGAAAGCACGUGCAGAGAUUGGAGACAGCUCUUCCAACAAUCUACCCAUUGGUGUCGGAUUCAUUACAUUCAAGCCCGCAGGAUUUAUUGAGAAUGUGAUUCCACUGCUGCAGAAACAUCGAGUUGCGGCAGUCUGGCUGUCUUUCCCCAAGUCUGACGCCGAUCACCUGCCGCUCAUCGAAGGGAUUUGUCAGGUCCGGACAAAGAGUGACUGGGAUGUCAAGAUUUUCGUGCAAGCAGGGACUGUUCAGGCAUCUAUGGAGGCUGUUAAGCAAGGUGCCGAUGUUGUUGUUGUGCAAGGCUCCGAUGCCGGAGGGCAUCAAUGGGCACAGGGCGCCAGUCUGAUCUCGCUUUUGCCCGAAGUACGCGAUGCCCUUACAGAAAGCGGAGCAGCAUCUCAUACUGCAGUCUUGGCAGCUGGUGGUAUUGUGGAUGGCAGGGGAUGUGUUGCAGCACUUGGACUUGGCGCUGAUGGAGUAGCUAUGGGGACCAGAUUUGUCGCCACCGAGGAAUGCCCAGCUCCAUCUCUUAUCAAACAAGCGAUUUUGUCUGGCAAUGACGGCGCUGCGUCGACCAUCAAGUCCACUCGACAUGACGUAUUCCAGUCCACCGAUGUUUUUCCAAGGCAAUAUGACGGAAGAGCUGUUAUUGGAAUCAGCUAUGAUGAAUCUAAAGCGGGUGCUAGCGACGAGGAAAUCAUUCAGCGGUACAAUGAUGCCAUCAAGAAUGGAGAGGAUUAUCGGCGGACAGUAUGGGCUGGUGCAAGCAUCGGUGUGAUCACACGAGAGCUAUCCGUGCCUGAUCUGAUCAAGGGCGUCCAGCAAGAGGUCAAGUCCGUUAUGGACCGACUCAAUCAGAGCAUACAGUGA